Messenger RNA from Medicago truncatula (barrel medic), 1055 nucleotides. Its product is annotated as transcription factor-like protein DPB. The transcript has 8 exons. Gene Ontology annotation, molecular function: DNA-binding transcription factor activity, RNA polymerase II-specific; RNA polymerase II transcription regulatory region sequence-specific DNA binding. The record is from RefSeq and is a predicted model, not a curated record. The coding region runs from base 243 to 1025 and encodes 260 amino acids. Gene Ontology annotation, cellular component: transcription regulator complex; nucleus. Lineage: Eukaryota; Viridiplantae; Streptophyta; Magnoliopsida; Fabales; Fabaceae. Gene Ontology annotation, biological process: regulation of transcription by RNA polymerase II; regulation of cell cycle.
CAUACACUCACUUUUAAGCAAACAAAACUCACUCUCCUCACACAUAGCAGCAAAGAAAAAAAAGUGGAAAAGUUGAUAGAAAGAGAGCGAGGAGGAAAAGAAGAAGAGAGAAUUGCUUUGGCUUAGGCAUUCCAUACUUCCCUCUCUUCUACAUAUUUUGUUUAGAGCUGAUUUUGGAAGAGUUUUAUGAAUAUUCAGUAGUUAUUUUUACCAUGAUCAUGUGAAUAGCUCAUGGAUCAUGCAUGCAAAUGGAAUUUGUUGCGAAAGUCAAUAGAUGGGAGAUGGGAACGCGACUGCGGAAAUCAUGUAUAGAUGAAAGUAGGAGUUCUUGUUUUCCAUCUAGCCGGAGUGAGCAGACGACGCAAACAGCCGCUGCUCUCAAAUUAAACCAUCUUGACAUACAUGAUGAUGAUGAUGCAGGAUCACAAGGAGCAGUUGUUAGCAAGAAGAAAAAGAGGGGCCAACAACGGGAUGCUAGAAAAAAUAAGAGUAGAAGAGGGCUCCCCCAAAUUAGCAUGAAAGUGUUGGAGAAGGUAGAAAGUAAGGGAAGAACAACUUUCAAUGAGGUGGCAGAUGAACUUGUGGCUGAACUUGCUGAUCCAAUGAAUAGUGGUUUGUCCCCUAAUAAGCAACAAUAUGAUGAGAAAAAUGUUCGUCGAAGGGCCUAUGAUGUUCUCAAUGUUCUCAUGGCAAUGGAUAUUAUUUCCAAGGAUAAAAAGGAAAUACAAUGGAAGGGUCUUCCUCCUAGUGCUAUUGAGGAGCUAAAGAUCGAACGUCUAGGGAUCAGGAAUAGAAUUGAAAGCAAAGCAUCCUAUCUAAAGGAGCUUGAGGAACAAUUUGUAGGUCUUAAGAACCUUAUUCAACGAAAUAAGCAAUUAUAUAGAUCAGGAAAUCCUCCAAGCGUAGGUGUUUCUUUACCUUUUAUUCUGGUUCAGGUACACCAUCAUCUAAUUAUCUACCUUUUUGCUACUUCUCCAGAAGAAAAUGUUGUUCAAUUUUGCCUUGGAUCUUCAAUUGUGUGGUAACUAGAUUAUAUUAGUAUCAACUCACUACAC